AUGACUUCGGAUUACACCCACCUCACCGGAAUCCACGCGGAAUCGGGAGAGCGAGUCUCCAUGGCACGAGGAUUGCAGGUCUUCUCGGACCAGCUACCCGAGGAGGAGGAGUGGCAUGCGCAGUCGCCAUCCAUUUCCAGGCCCAUCAGCCUUCAUGCUGUGCCAACCCAUCCAACUGAUCUCAACCUCCUUGGCCAGCCACUGGGGAUGUGCAGAAGUCAGCUGGACAGUCCCAUGGGCUGGGAUGGCAGUGGAUUCUGCAGCUACAGCAUGAGAGAUGUGCAUCAACAGGGCGUUUGUGUGAUGCUCAGCCCAACCUUUCGGGAAAUGGCCAAAUUCGAGGAUGGCCUCGACAUCGCCGGUGUGUCCGGCUACACCGAAGGACGAGCAGCGCGGCACUGGUGCUUGCCCGUUUGGGCCUUUGCGGCAGCCGUGGAACGAGAUCCCAAAGGCAUGGAGGACUUGGGCUUGGACUGCCUCAAUACCAACAGCAAGGUGAGAGAUAUCCUCAGGCAAAACGUCAUCCUGCAGGGCCCCAGCAAGAGUUACUUCACGAAGCCCGCCGCAGAGAUCUUGGAAGACCGAUGCACGCCUGAGGGCAUUCGAUUGCAUGCACAGCGGAAGCACGAGCGGGAGAAGUGGCUUCCGCAAGAGCAAGCUUGUGUCAACAAGAAGUACAAGAUCUCGCAGCAGGACAUCGUUGGCUGGUGGGAUGAGAACGAGCACAAGUGCUACGAAGGCUUCUACGACCAGAAUGGCAUUUGGGUGUGGCUCUUGGAGAGGGGAUGUGGAGGUGUGCCACAAUCGUUGAGCCGUCUGAGCAAAGAGCGGGUGGAGCAGGUGCUGGAGCAGGAUGAGAGCAUCGCCAGCAAACUCGUCUCCGAGGCUUCGGCGGCGGUGGCGGUGGCGGUGCUGCCGUGGCUGUGGGCGGUGGUGGUGGCGGCGGCGGCGGUGGAGAAGCCGCUGCGAAGAAGGAUGUUCAUCCAAUCUUUGGCUCCAGCUCCUGUGAACCCGUCUCAACGGGCGGCGAUUGAUGGUCUGAAGUUUGCACUGGAGAAAAUCCAGGGGCCUCCGGGCACGGGGAAGUCCACGACGAUCUUCCACAUCUUGGACGCACGGGUGCCACGAGGUUCCAGAGUCUUGGUCACCUGCUCCCGGAAUGUGGCGGUGGAAUCGAUCGCCCAGAAGCUCUCGGGUUUGGAGGACUGGCCCCUCUGCGUCUUCGGCCCUCGCGAUCGCGUGGGGGAAUCUGCACGCAGAUACCUGCUGGAUUCUCAGGUUCAGAUCAUGGUCACCAGCAAGCUCUCCUCCUUCGAGCGCCGCCAAACGCUCCGCGACGUCUUCAUCAGCUGCGCGGCGCGUGUGGCGACGUUGGAGCACGAUGUGGAGCAACUCUUCUUCUUGGGCGAUGCAGCAGAUGUGGAUGAGGAGCUACGAUUGGGCUUGAAGGAAGAAGGAGCCAGGUUCAACGACCUGGUUUUCGUGGGAGGCCCCGACGCGGACCCGGCGGUGGAGCGCGACGUGACGUACGUCCUUGAACGCCCCACGGCACGGGGGUUCCGCCUGGCCAUUGGCACGGCGUGGCUCGCGGAGCACCGGCCGGACCUGGACUACGUGAUGUACCUGGACGAUGACAGCUAUUUGCACCUCCCUCGCCUCCUCACUGCGCUGCAGGCGCACGGGAGCCCAUCGCUGGCCAUGGGCUACGUGAUGGAGACGCAGCUGGAUACCUUGGAGACGCACAUUUGUACGGUGUGCCCGUUGAAUUGUGAGGCAUGCCAAAAUGAUCCCUUUCUGAACGAGUUUUGCAGCCACUUUCCCUUGAUGUCGCUGGGCGGUUGCGCCUUCCUCAUUCACCAGUGCAAGUUGUUUGGGCAAGAUGAUGCUGAAGGAAAUUUGCAGGCCUGCGUGCAGAAAGCGCAGCGGAACACCAUGCAGGUGGUGCACUACUUCGGCAUGUUUGCACCCAAGUGGUUCCUGGGCAUGGGCUGGGUCUUUGGGCGGCGGAUCGUGCAGUUCUUGGCGAAGAACGCAGCCGACUUGAAGAAGCAUGGUGCUGCAGACGUGCAGCUGGGCUUCUGGCUGGCGCCCUUGGAGGGCGUACAUUGGGUGGAUCUUUGGUCAAACAAGGAUGGGAUGAGGUAUAUUGCAGAUGUUCUUUGCAUGUUCAUGGGGAGACCUCCCAACUAA
Messenger RNA from Durusdinium trenchii, 2190 nucleotides. Lineage: Eukaryota; Dinophyceae; Suessiales; Symbiodiniaceae. The record is from the annotation of a GenBank genome assembly.